Lactuca virosa is the source of this 795-nucleotide messenger RNA. The record is from the annotation of a GenBank genome assembly. NCBI's taxonomy places the organism in Eukaryota, Viridiplantae, Streptophyta, Magnoliopsida, Asterales, Asteraceae.
AUGACUAGAAAGAAAGUGAAGCUUGCUUUCAUAACCAAUGACUCAGCAAGGAAAGCAACUUACAAGAAAAGGAAGAAAGGUUUGAUGAAGAAGGUGAAUGAGUUGAGUACCUUAUGUGGCAUCGAUGCAUGUGCUAUCAUAUAUAGCCCAUAUGAACAUCAACCCGAGAUAUGGCCCAACAAUAUCAGUAUCCAACAUGUUCUUGCUCAGUUUAAGAGGAUACCAGAGAUGGAGAGAAGCAAGAACAUGAUGACUCAGGAGAGCUUCAUCAGGAAACAGAUCACCAAAUCCAAUCAGCAGCUCAAGAAGCAGAUGAAGGAGAACCGAGAGAAAGAGAUGACUGAGGUCAUGUAUCAAUGUUUGACUGGAAAAGGUUCAAUAGAAAACUUGACCAUGCCAGAUUUGAAUGACCUGGGUGCGUUAGUUGACCAAACCCUCAAAGACAUUUGCAGGAGGAUUGAGUCUCUCAAAGUAGCCAUUCCCGGUAAAGCUGUAGCUGCACCACCAUCACUACCAUCACCACCACCACCACAGGCCACUGGUGGUGGUAGCAGUUCAAAUGCUACUAAUGAAAUGAAGAAAAAAGGAGUUGUGAUGCAUGCACUGGAUAAACAAGCUAUGGUGGUGGAUAAGAUGAGUGGUAUAGAUGGGAUGCAAAGGGGGACUCAAACUCAAUGGUUCACAGAUUGGAUCAAUAAUUCAUCUGAACAUAACUUGAGUCUUGCUCCUGGGUUUGAGAUGACUCAGUUUGUUAGUAACCCAAAUCCCAUAUGGCCAAGUCCAUUUUUUCCAUGA